Molecule: messenger RNA, 1752 nt
Organism: Galleria mellonella (greater wax moth)
Lineage: Eukaryota; Metazoa; Arthropoda; Insecta; Lepidoptera; Pyralidae
Gene: Dbct
Product: lipoamide acyltransferase component of branched-chain alpha-keto acid dehydrogenase complex, mitochondrial
Exons: 9
Coding region: 154-1593 (479 amino acids)
Cellular component (GO): cytoplasm; mitochondrion
Molecular function (GO): acetyltransferase activity; lipoic acid binding
Source: RefSeq, a predicted model, not a curated record
CAGCACACUGAUAAUACGAUAGCGGUUAGUACGACAUUACUCGUCACAAUGCCCGUGGUGUCUGUCCGCGACAUGCUCCGUAAAAAAUAUAAUAAAAUAUUUAUGUAACAAAUUACCGAAAUAACAACAAAUUUAUUUGUGUGACUGUUAAGUAUGUCGUUUUUUACUAGAAAAUGUAUCGUGACAUUUAAAAAUGUGCAUAGGAUUCAAAAAUUGUGUGCGUUGAUUUGUAACAAUAAAAAUAGUCUACUAUGCAGCAAUACCAUAUUACGAUAUAACGUCACAGGACGUUAUUUACAGUGCCGCCAUCAGUUUCAUACGACGUCACUUCUCAAUAAAACUAUCGCAUUCAAAUUAUCUGACAUAGGCGAAGGAAUACGAGAAGUCGUAAUUAAAGAAUGGUUUGUAAAGGUCGGUGACAAAGUUCAGCAGUUCGACAAUAUUUGUGAAGUGCAGAGUGACAAAGCGGCAGUCACCAUUACCAGCCGGUAUGAUGGUGUUGUCAAACGAUUGUACCAUGAGGUCGACCAGACAGCAUUAGUUGGACAACCUCUUGUUGAUAUUGACGUCGAAGAUGAUGGGGAAAGUAGUAAUGAUACAUCUUUAGAAUUAGAUACAGAAACAAGUUCACCGAAUAUUCCUAAAACUGAUGUGAACCAACGAGUAAAAGUAUUGACGACUCCAGCAGUUAGGAGAAUUGCAGCACAAUUCAAAGUAGAUUUAAGUACGGUAAAAUCAACCGGUAGAAAUGGCAGAAUUUUAAAAGAAGAUCUUUUGGCACACUUAAACAUAAGUUCGGAUAAAUCAAAUGAAGUACCAGUACCAGACUCGACUCAAGUGACGGCAGUCCCCAUAUCAGUAACGCAAGCACAGGCUAGAACAGAAGUAUUAAUAGAAGACAGAACAGUACCAGUCACUGGAUUUACGAAAGCAAUGGUGAAGUCGAUGACUGAAGCUAUGAAAAUACCACAUUUUGGAUAUUGUGAUGAAUACGAAGUCUCUAAGUUAGUCCAAUCACGGGACAGUUUAAAAACUAUUGCACAAGAGCAUGGAAUUAAACUGACUUAUAUGCCAAUCAUUAUUAAAGCUGUAUCACUAGGUCUUACCUCAUUCCCUAUACUAAAUAGUAGCUUAGACAACUCUUGUGACAAUAUAAUAUAUAAAGCAAGUCAUAAUAUAGGCGUCGCAAUGGAUACACCCAACGGUCUUGUAGUUCCAGUAAUUAAGAAUGUACAAAAUAAAAAUAUAUUGGAAAUAGCACGUGAACUCAACGUUUUACAAGACAAGGGUUCACAAGGACAACUAGGACUUAAUGAUUUAAGUGGUGGUACCUUUACAAUUUCCAAUAUAGGCAUAGUUGGAGGGACUUACACUAAGCCUGUCAUUUUUCCGCCACAAGUUGCAAUAGGCGCUUUGGGAAAAAUACAGGUGUUACCUAGAUUUGAUUCGGAGGGCAAUGUGGUUAAAGCACACAUACUGACCGUCAGUUGGUCUGCAGACCACAGAGUCAUAGAUGGUGUAACGAUGGCACGCUUCUCCAAUAUAUUGAAAAGAUAUCUCGAAAACCCUUAUACGCUUAUUUUAGAUCUGUAACUCAAUAUUUUUUAUUUUUGUGCAAACUAGUAAUAACCGUAAUAGCUGACAACUUAUUUUUAUACAGAUAUUGAUAAAUCAUUUGAACAGAUAAUUACAUUAUAUUUAUUUCGCCAGAUAUAAAUUCAAUAAAGCAACAAUUUUAUCAAUAUUAAACAA